Messenger RNA from Gossypium raimondii (Peruvian cotton), 1446 nucleotides. Its product is annotated as probable carboxylesterase 7. The coding region runs from base 230 to 1225 and encodes 331 amino acids. Lineage: Eukaryota; Viridiplantae; Streptophyta; Magnoliopsida; Malvales; Malvaceae. The transcript is spliced from 2 exons. The record is from RefSeq and is a predicted model, not a curated record. Gene Ontology annotation, molecular function: hydrolase activity.
ACUCCUCCCCAAAUUAAUACCUUAACUGUGGUUGAAGCAACAUUGGUUCUUAAGAGAGUGCCGCUAGCUCAUUACAAUGCACAGUGCCGCUAGCUCAUUACAAUGCACCAUAAUCUAUUCACCAUCUUUGUAAUCUACGUUCAUCAUUUUUCCUUUUAUUAUAUAUUCCACCAUCUUUGUAAUCUUUGUGCUUUGCCUUUUGUAUCUUCUUUGUUUCUUUUUCACCGCCAUGGAAUCCGCCGCAUCGGAGAUACUCAUAGACGGCGCUCCUUUUUUUCGCUUAUACAAGGACGGUCGCAUCAAAAGGCUUUCAGGUACCGAAAACGUCCCUCCAGGCCUCGACCCCAAAACCAACGUUGAAUCCAAAGACGUCCUUUACUCCCAAGAAAUCGCCCAAUCCGUAAGGAUUUACGUUCCCGGAACCGUCGUCACCUCCGCCCAGAAACUCCCUCUCCUCGUGUACUUCCACGGCGGAGGCUUCUGCAUAGAAAGCGCCUUCUCUCCUACGUAUCACAAUUACUUAAACGCCUUAGUCGCCGAAGCUAAAAUCGUCGCUGUUUCAGUCAAUUACCGGAGAUCCCCCGAGCACCCACUUCCCGCCGCGUACGACGAUUCAUGGACCGCCCUUAAAUGGGUCGCUUCCCAUUACAUCGGAACCGGUCCUGAACAGUGGUUGAACCACUACGUUGACUUUGCAAAUGUUUAUCUCUCAGGGGAUAGCGCCGGUGCCAACAUAUCCCAUCAUCUCGCCGUUAAAAUCACCAACGAAAAGCUCGACGGUAUGAAUCUCGUCGGUAUCAUUUUAAACCAUCCAUUUUUUUGGGGCAAAGAACCGGUUGGCGAUGAGGUUAAGAAACCAGCUAUAAGGGAAAAAAUGGAUGGGAUUUGGCGAUUGGCGUAUCCUACAACAAGCGGAUCCGAUGAUCCAUGGAUAAACCCCAUUGAUGAUCAAAGCUUUGGGAGGUUCUUGGGAUGUAAAAGGGUACUGGUUUGUGUUGCAGAAAAGGAUGUAAUGAGACACAGGGGCUGGUACUAUUGCGAGAAGUUGAAGAACAGUGAGUGGGGUGGUGAAGUGGAGAUGAUGGAGGCUCAAGGAGAAGACCAUGUGUUCCAUUUAAACAAACCCAACUGCCCAAAUGCUGUGGCUAUGCUGAAAAAAGUUGCAGAGUUCAUUAACCAGGUAACAAAACGAAGAAGAGCAAGUGGCGGACAAUCAAAAUUAUAAGUUCUAGGUCGCCGAUGAACUGUCAAUUUAGCGAGGCUAUCCGCAACUUUGUUACCUUCUCUGAGCAUAAGUAGAAUUUUCACCUCCCACGGUUUAGCUAGAAGUUGCUUAAUAUGCUUUAUAAGUUGAAAAUAAUUAAAAUUAAUUUAGAUAUAAUUAUAUGUAAUUAUACAUAUUUGGAUAAUUAUUAUAAUUAUAAAAUUUUAUUGAAUUGAGUGUAA